This is a messenger RNA of Molossus molossus (Pallas's mastiff bat), 405 nucleotides long. RefSeq names its product interleukin 4 (gene IL4). Gene Ontology annotation, biological process: negative regulation of T-helper 17 cell differentiation; positive regulation of mast cell degranulation; positive regulation of macroautophagy. Bases 1 to 405 code for a protein of 134 amino acids. NCBI's taxonomy places the organism in Eukaryota, Metazoa, Chordata, Mammalia, Chiroptera, Molossidae. The transcript has 4 exons. Gene Ontology annotation, cellular component: extracellular region. The record is from RefSeq and is a predicted model, not a curated record. Gene Ontology annotation, molecular function: interleukin-4 receptor binding; growth factor activity; cytokine activity.
AUGGGUCUCACCUCCCACCUGAUUCCAGCUCUGGUCUGCUUACUAGCAUGUACCAGCUACUUCCUCCAUGGACACAAGCACAACUUCGUCCUAGAAGAGACCAUCAAAACUCUGAACAUCCUCACAGCAAGAAAGGAGCUGUGCCUGGAGUUGAGUGUAGCCGACGUCUUGACUGCCCCAAAGAACACAACUGAGACGGAAAUCUUCUGCAGGGCUGCGCAGGUACUCCGGCACGUCUACACGCAACACAGGUGCUUGAGCAAAAUGCUGAGCAGACUUGACAGGAACCUCUACAGCAUGGCCAGCAAGAUCUCCUGCUCCGUGAAUGAAACCAAGAAGAGUUCACUGAAAGACUUCUUGGAAAGGUUAAGGAGGAUCAUGCAAGAGAAAUAUGCAACGAGUUGA